Ictidomys tridecemlineatus (thirteen-lined ground squirrel) is the source of this 2419-nucleotide messenger RNA. The record is from RefSeq and is a predicted model, not a curated record. Lineage: Eukaryota; Metazoa; Chordata; Mammalia; Rodentia; Sciuridae.
CCAUCCCCGCCUCUCUUCGCCGUCUUCUGCAGGCGGGCGCUUCCUACCAGGCCACCAUGGUGACCCUUGGCCUGUCCCGCGUCGACGACGCCGUGGCCGCCAAACACCCGGGCCUGCCCAGAGGAGGGACUGGAGGGACGGUGAGAGAAGAGGGAGGGAGGACUGAGCCUCGAACUCCUUUCCGUCUCCCAGGGACUCGGGGAAUAUGCUGCGUGCCAGUCAAACGCCUUCAUGAAGGGCGUGUUCACCUUUGUCACAGGCACCGGCAUGACCUUCGGCCUGCAGAUGUUCAUUCAGAGAAAGUUCCCGUACCCGAUGCAGUGGAGCGUGCUGAUGGCUGUGGUUGCAGGCUCUGUGGCAAGCUAUGGGGUGACAAGAGUGGAGUCUCAGAAAUGCAGCAAUCUCUGGCUCUUCCUGGAGACAGGACAACUUCCCAGAGACAGAGGCACAGAUCCACACAGCUAAGAGAGCAUCACCCAGUUCACAACUGUACCUCCAGCCCCAACCUGGCCCUCCCUGCCUCACACAGGCUUCCUCACCUAGAGCAAUGUCGGGCGCUCCAAAUCCAGGGGGUGAAGGACAAGAUCGCACAGAACAAAGCAACCCAGGCCCUUCUGCGCAGCAACAUCCGUCGUGGGGCCCAGGACUGGGCUUUGGCCAAGAAGAACGACCAGUGGACCAUCUCCAAAGCUUGUGGGAAGGACGUGCACAUGAGGAUGGCGCAAGGCCGCAGCACCGUGGAGGUGGCACGGGCGAAUCUGCGCAAGUACGUCUUCGAUCGUGUGAAUGCGCACAACGUGCUGAUCCAUCUGGUGCGGCGGCGUGAGGAGAGGCUGGAAAGCAUGCAACUGGAACUGGCCAGCCUGCGGAACAAGUCAGAAGCCUCCAAGGAGGAGAAGUGGAUGCUGCAGGUGCCUCGGGCGCGGAGCUCUGCGAGCUCGCCUGGUCCGAAGCCUCCGAAAGGACGGGGCUACGGGGGCAGGGCUCUGUUGGCUGGCGGACCCUGCAGUGUAGGGCUCCUUGGUCUGGAGGGGACUCAGCGGCAGGACAGGUCCUCUAGAGGAGCGGAGCUCCAAUGGAGAAGGCGCAGCCAUGCGGGAGGGGCUGCACUAGGGGAGCGACCCCUUGGAAGAAAGCCGAGUGCUGGGCAGGGUCUCUGCCACUGGCUGGCAUGUCCCCAGGCGCCCUCAAUGAACCCUGUGCUGACCCAGGUCAUCCGCCAGCUGGAGAACAACAUCGAAAAGACGACGAUCAAGAUCACCACUUGCCAGAACAUCCACCUGCUGUACCUGGGCCUGCUGGACUACCUGAAGAAAGUACUUGUAGGAUACCCCACGGAGCUGGACAAGCUGCAGAACCUGGUGGUCAACUACUAUUCAGAACUGUCGGACAUGUCAGUCCUGUCCCAAGAAGCCAUGAUGAUUACUGAUGAGGUCAAGAGGAACAUGAGGAAAAAGGAGGCGUCCUUCAUUGAGGAGCGCAGGGCACGGGAGAACCGGCUCAACCAGCAGAAGAAGCUCAUUGACAAGAUCCACAGCAAGGAGACCAGCGAGAAGUACCGCCGGGGCCAGACAGACCUGGACUUCCCCUCCAGUGUGAUGAUUUCGGAUACUCUGAAGGUGAAGAAGAAAGAAACUUCUGCAGCAGAACUUGAAUACCAGACGGAGGUGACUGCUUGGGUGGAGAAGGUCAAGUCUGCAGUGCGAUGCUCUCACCUCUGGGACAUCGCUGGCUGCUUCCUGGCUCAAAAAAACACAGAGGAGAACCUGGAGCUGCAGAUGGAGGACUGUGAGCAGCGGCGGGUACAGCUGGAGGCCCUGAUGAAGAAGCUGGAGCUGGAGGAGGCACUACUCAAGUUCCACCAGAUGCCCAGCUCUGUCAGCUUUAAGUCCAUUGAGUCCAAGAUAAAGAACAUGCUGCAGGAGGAAGAAGCCAGGCUCCAGGAGGCCUACAACCACAUGACCAGGAGCCAGCAGCUACUGCUGAUCCUCCAGACAGGCAUUGACAACCUGUACAUCCGGCUCAUCGGCAUCGCCUUGCCUGCUGCCCAGAAAGAAGUGGCACCCUCCGAUACCCUUGAUUUGUUUAGUAAGCUGACAUACUGCCAGGGGAAGCUCAUGUACCUGGUUGACCGCCUGCAAAUGCUGCCCAGGACUGAGGAGGUCAGCACAAAGGUGAGGGACACCCUGGAGUCCUCAACUCUGAAGGAGAAGCACAACACUAGGAUCACCUUUGAAGAUGCAGAGGAGGACAUGAUAGAAAGCUUCCAGUUUGGCGACGUGGACCACAGCUACGUCCCGUCGCGGGCCGAGAUCAAGAAGCAGGCCCAGGGACUGAUCGAGGAAAGGCUCAAGGCGGCCAAGAAGAGGAGGAAGUAAUACCACCCGGGAUUGUUGCACGAAUAAACAUUUUUCCAGGA